AGGAGUGGAUGCCGAGUUGCCAUAUCCUUCAUACUGAUAUUAAUUAUAUUAUUACAUGAUUUCUUGUUUGACUAUUGAUCAAUUUAUAGCAAGAGUGAAAUGUGUAACCUUAUGUGUGCUGUAUUUCUUUUCCUCAAGAUUAAUGUCCACAUAUUAUGUGUGUGUAUCCAACCGUAAUGAUAAGACACUCGCCAGUUCAGAAAGCCUUGAAUUUUAGAUAAGUUCUCUGUGUAUGUGUGUUAGUAUCUGUCUGUACAGGGAGAAGCUCAGACAGUCCCAGGACAAACGAUCAACUGCCAGUGUCCAGCAUAUCAGAUAUACGUCUUUGGAGAGUUUAUCUAGGUUUUGGAACCAAUCAGAAUUUUGUUGACUCAUGUAUUGACGCAAUUAGUAUCCUCUGUCAGGGUAUAACUGUGGUUGAUUCUGAGUUGUACGGGGGCGGCCUGCGAACUCCUUCGAGAGUGUUGAAGCUGACUUCUGCUGAUGAAAUUGCAAACUAUUUUCUUCAAGUAAAAUUAUUAUUAUUAAUUGAACUCAUCUCUGAGUCCUGGUCUUCAUUGCGACAUAUCUGGUCCUUGGGUUUUAACUGUAAAUUCCCCUACAAGAUAGUAAUUACUAUUAGCAAUGAAAAAACACAAAGUAGCAAAUACUUUUUUAAUUGUCUCGGUGCCAGUAUUUACAUUAUAUAUAUAUUCCACCUUUUAAUGUAGAAACUCAUCACUGACCGGUGAAAGAUGACACAACACUACGCAUAUCUUGGACUGACACUCCACACACUUUCAACAUUCAAAGCAAGUCAAACUUAUAGCAACCUCUUGAGUUCAUCAGCGCUUCCUGAGAAUCAAUCUUUCAUUUGAUCUGACUGAAUAUCAGCAGAUGAGAGUUUAGAUGACUGACUGUCAUUCUCACAUCUCUUCCUGGUAGAGGUGAAAUAAAUUGCAGAGCUGAGUUUCAACACGACACUUCACAGGAAGACAAGGCAGAUGUACAAACACUGAGGUUUCUCAACUCAACUUUAGGGUCUCAACUUGACUUCUGAAGUCGCUGGAGGAAUUGGUCAAAGAAGAUCUGAAGAAGUUUCAGUGGCACUAUGUCAACAUCUGAAAUGGAGGAUGUAGAAGAACUCCUUCUGAAGUCACUGGAGCAACUGGACAAAGAUGGUCUGAAGAAGUUUCAGUGGCACUUAAAGAAACUUAAGUGUAUAUCAUCGUCUGAAAUGGAGGAUGCGGAUCGGUUAAAAACAGUGGAUAAACUGGUGGCAUUUUAUAGACUAGAAGAAGCUGUGAAGAUCACGGUCAGCAUCCUGAGGAAGAUAGGCCAGAACAAUCUGGCUGUUCAGCUGGAGGACGAACACAAGCAAGCUCAAGCUGAAGGCAAUAUGAAGACUGCUGGAGAUCAUUCAAAAGAAAUACAGGCUGAUAAAUGUCCAGUCCAGAUAAGCAGCAGUGCUCAGCCUGGAGCCAGUGUUGUUGAAGUGAAAGCUGAAACAGGUGCAAGUGUAAAUGCUCCUGUACUCGCUGGAAGCUUCACUGGACCAGUAAACAUCUACAGCUCACCUGAUGCAGGAAACGAUAAACACAAAUGCUCAGAGACAGCAGAGAAUAACAGAGAAAAACAAGGUUCUGCUGAGGACAGUACAGCUACAAAGAUCUUGAAGGACAAGCUAAAACAGCACUGUGAGCGGAUAUUGGUUGGUAAUUCACAGACGGGUGAAAAUAAAUACCUGGACGAUAUUUACACUGAUUUAUAUGUGGUGGAGAAUCAGACUGGAGGAAGAUCAAAUGAACACGAGGUGAGACGUAUCGAAUCAAAUCACAACAGACUGACUGCCAAGGACACGCCGAUCCAGUGUAAUGACAUGUUCAAAGACCAUAUGGGUCGACAAAACAGAAAAGUGCUCACAGUGGGGAUUGCAGGAGUGGGAAAAACUGUCUCUGUCAAUAAAUUCAUCCUUGACUGGGCUAAAGGUAAAGAAAAUCAAGAUAUAGUCUUCAUUUUUCCACUCCCAUUCCUUGUGCUGAAUUUGAUUAAAAAAAAGAAGUACAGUCUCAUGGGAUUGCUUAACACAUACUGCUUUAGUGGCCUUAAAGAGCUGACAUCUCUUCCUGAAGAUGGCAAUAAUGUCAUGUUCAUCUUUGAUGGGCUGGAUGAAUGUCGUUUCCCUUUGAGCUUUGAAGAGGAUGACGGCUUUACAGAUGUUAAUAAGAAAACAACAGUGAGUAAGAUAGUUACAGCCCUAAUCAAGAGACAUCUGCUUCCCUCUGUUCUCAUCUGGAUCACAUCCAGACCAGCAGCAGCCAGUCUGAUACCCCGAGAAUACAUUGAUCAGAUGACAGAGAUACGAGGAUUCAAUGAUGAGCAGAAAGAGGAGUACUUUAUCAGAAACAGCAGUCCUGAGGUUGCUGAAAACAUUAUCCGUCACAUCAGAAAAUUCAGAAGUCUGUACAUCAUGUGUCAUAUCCCGGUCUUCUGCUGGAUCUCUCUCACUGUUCUUCAGCCUCUGCUGGUUCAAGAGAGCAAUGACAAAACACCUACAACCCUCACAGGGAUGUACAUAAACUUUUUACUUUCUCAGAAGCAGCAGAUGAAAAUAAAAUAUUGCAAGGAUCCUAAAACUAAGGCUGAAGUCAUGUCUUUUGAUGACAUUAUUCUGAAGCUUGGGAAACUGGCCUUUAAACAACUACAGAAAGGUAAUCUGAUUUUCUACAAAGACGAUAUUGAGGAGUGUGGACUAGAUGCCAUUGAAGGUUCUGUGUACUCUGGGUUAUGCACCCGGAUGUUUCAGGAGGAAAAAUCUAUGUCAGUGAGAAACAUUUACAGCUUCAUUCAGCUCAGCAUCCAGGAAUUACUUGCUGCUCUCUAUGUGUUUUUCAUUAACAAAAAAAAGAAGGAAAACCCAUUUCUCGAAUCCUGGAAAAAACUGUCAUGUAUCCUGUCAACAAAGUCACUGUUUGAUCUUCACAAAGCUGCAGUCAAUGAGGCUUUACAAAGUGAGAAUGGGCACCUGGACCUCUUCCUCCGAUUCCUCCUGGGUCUUUCAGUGGAGUCCAAUCAGAGAGACCUGAAGGAACUACUGCCAGGACUGGAGCUCAAAACAGAGGACACCAAAGACACUGUUGACUAUAUAAAAAAGAAAAUUGAGAUGGAGGAAUCAACAGAGAGGACCAUCAAUCUCUUCUACUGUCUGAAUGAACUGAAAGAUGACUUUGUGGAGGAAAUCCAGAAGAAUCUGGGCUCUGGAAAACUUUCAGAGCAGAAUCUCUCCUCUGCUCAGUGGUCGGGUUUGGUGUUUGUGCUCCUCAUGUCAGAAGAAACUCAAGAGAAGUUUGAACUGAAGAAGUACAGAAGAUCUGAUGAAGCACUGAUGAGACUGCUGCCAGUCAUCAAAAACACCAGAAGAGCACUGCUACAAUGCUGCAAUCUCCCUGCUCAGUCUUGUGAGAGUGUGUCUUCAGCUUUACAGUCAUCAAACUCCAUUCUAAGAGAGCUGGACCUCAGUAACAAUAAUCUGAAGGAUUCUGGAGUGAAGCUUCUUUCUGAUGGACUGAAGAGCAAAAACUGCCAGCUGGAGAUUCUGAGACUACAGAGCUGUGAUCUCACUGCUCAGUCUUGUGAGAGUUUGUCAUCAGCUCUACAAUUACCAAACUACAUGCUGAGAGAGCUGGACCUGAGUAACAAUGAUCUGCAGGAUUCUGGAGUGAAGCUUCUUUCUGAUGGACUGAAGAGCCCAAGCUGUCAGCUGGGGAUUCUGAGGUUAUCUGGCUGUAUGGUGACAGAGGAUGGAUGUAGUUAUGUGUCUUCAGCUCUGACUGCACAACCCUCAUGCUUGAGAGAGCUGGAUCUAAGCUAUAAUCACCCUGGAGAUUCAGGAGUCAAGCUACUCUCUGAAAAACUGGAGGAUCCAAACUGCUCACUGGAUAAAUUCAAUGUGGAUCAUGGAGGAGAAUCCAGGAUUACAGCAGGACUACAGAAAUAUUCCUGUUUUCUCACACUGGAUCCAAACACGGCAAACACUGAACUCAUUCUGUCUGAGGAGAACAAAAAGGUGACAUGUGUGAUGAAGAAACAGCCGUAUCCUGAUCAUCCAGACAGAUUUGAUGAUGUGCGUCAGGUGUUGUGUAGAGAGAGUGUGUGUGGACGCUGUUACUGGGAGAUUGAGUGGAGUGGAUCUGUGUUAAUAUCAGUCUCAUAUGAGAACAUCAGAAGGAAGGGAUCGGGUGUUGAGUGUAGGUUUGGACGUAAUGACCAGUCCUGGAGUUUGAUCUGCACUCCUGACAGUUACUCAUUCAGACACAAUAACAAACAGACUGAUCUCCCUGUGAAGUCCAUCAUCAGGAGAAUAGGAAUGUAUGUUGAUGAUGCUGUCAGGAGAAUAAGAGCGUAUCAUGAUGAUGAUGAUAAUAAUGAUGAUGAUAGUGAUGAUGAUGAUGUCAGGAGAAUAGGAGUGUUUGUGGAUCACAGAGCAGGAAUUCUGUCCUUCUACAGAGUCUACAGAAACACGGUGAGCCUCAUGCACACAGUCCAAACCACAUUCACUCAGCCGCUCUAUCCUGGGUUUAGAGUAAAUUUUCUGUCUUCAGUGAAACUGUGUUGAUGAAUCAGAAGAGUCUGAUGAGAGAUUCUAUCCAUAAUGUUUGAGGUGCAUGAUAAAUCAGUAACAGUGAGAUGUUUUGUGCCACGUUUCCACCGUAAUUACCUGGAACAUUUGUACCCGGAACUUUUUCCCCGGGAACUAUUUUCCCCCCAGACCUGUUGCCAUUUGUGUUUCCACCAGGGCUUGAAAACGGAAAAAAAAUCAGUUCACUCCGAGCAGAAACGAUAUGUUAAAGUUUCUAUUCUGCGUUCCUCUGAUAUUAUUACCGUUCCAAAACCGGUUCGGGUGGAAUAAAUACCGGUUAAUUAUGUUAUUUUUUAAAAACAAUAUUAUUUGCCUAUAAUUUUCCUAAUAAUAAUAUUAAUAUUAUAAUAAUAAUAAAGUAUAGCAUUUUCUUUACUCAAAAAGAAAAGGAAAAAAUAAAGAUCUAACGCUUAGUCACAGCCAAUACAGCAUCAUCUUCUCUAGAUUUUGUAAACUUUUUUUUUUUUUUUUGUAAAAAAAAGGUCACGGCUCACGUUGCAUUUUAUUAGCCCUAAUACCUCCGAAAUAAUGAAGGCUAAAAUAUCUGUAGUCUAAAGCGAAAUGUUUAAAAACAUUAUAAAAACAGUUAUUAGUUUCCCUCUAAAACAAAUCCUCUAAAGUUUAGGCUAUAAAAACAUCAAUCCAAAAACAAACUAAUUUAAGCUGAAGCUGAUGCCUACCUCUCUCAUUCUGCACGAAUCCAAAUAUUUAAUAGUAAAUGUGUAAUAAGUAACACUGUAUAUGCAUCCGAAAGUUGGUCUCCUACUUUCAUUCUAAGAAUUAUUUUGAGGUUAAUUUAGCAAAUGAAAACGGCAGCUUCCGGGAAAUUAUAAAUAAAUAUAAGAAACUAUAUCAAUAUUAAUGACAAACAAAAACGAAUGAAUUUAGACUACAACAAAACUGAUACCAAUGUUGGGUCUCUCAUUUGACACAAAAUCAAAUGUUUCCGUAUUCGCGAUGUAUUUGAAUGCCAAAUGAUUAUAAAAAUAGCCUAGCUAUGUUUACAGUGUUUAUUAUAGCCUAGCCUAAUUUUUGUAAUCAUUUUGUGUCUGCAUUAUGCCUAUUUCUGAAUGAAAUAAUCAUUUUCCUCAUCAGUCACCUCUCCUUGGCUACUGCAAUUUUCCUCACAGUAUAUUUACAAUAAAACAAAAUAGGAUAUCAAACACUACUGCCUUCUUUAAUUUUUCAUUUAAACAUAAUGAAAGCUGACCGUUUGUGAAAUCGGCUAGACACAUAAAUAAACCUCCAGCUUUAAAUAGGCACUGUCUUCAUAAAUAAACCACAGAUUUGAGUUUUAAACAACUACAUUCUCGCCUGAAAUACAUUUCAUGACACGGUAACUGUAAUGUUUAGAAAAAUAUAACUUCAAGCAGUAAUUACGAGGCCAAGCACUCCACCGGCAAAUUGAGGAGCUAAGCUAGCUUGGCAUGGAGCAUCACACCAAAUGCAACGAUGAGCGAUUACAGCAAUUUUCGGAUGAUUGUAACCGAAAUGGCGAAAAAAUCAUAAAUACAACCUCUCGUAGCAUGAUUUAUUGGCCAUUGUUUAAGUGUGACCAAUAGGUGGCGCUGUUAUCAAAUUGAUAUGGUGUGUUCUGUGUGAUUGACAUUGACACACACUAAGCUUAGUGUCAAUAUUCCAAAGCAUUGCAGAGCUAUAGCUACAAGUGCCAUUUUAGCAUCAUGCCUCAAAUUCGUUGCUGUACUAUAGACACAAAAUCCAUAAAAUUUUGUCAGCACAGUCUCUAGAUUAUCUCACUCAAUUUUGGUAAAAAACGGAUGAUUGAUGAGGAGUACAAAAAAGUAGGUUUUCAACAUAAAUCAAAAUGGCGGACAGGACGUCCAGCUGUCAUAUUUGGUAUCUAUGUUGUCGGCAUAAAGCAUGGAAUAUUUUUAGACCAGUUUCAUUACAAUAGGCUAAUGCAAUAAAAGGUUAUUAGAAUCAUUUUUAUCAAUGUAAUUAUUACUGGUUAAUGAAUGGUUCAUUACUCUUGACCAAUAGGUGGUGCUGUUACCAAAUUGAUGAAGUAUGGUCAGAAUGAAGUGACAGUGAUACAUACAAUGUUUGGUGCAAAUAUGUGAAAGCAUUGCAGAGAUAUAUCCUCUAAUGCAUUUUGGCACCGUGCCUAAAAUUUGUAACUGUGCUGUAUGAAAACAGUUAUAUCAAUCAACACAAAAUGCUUAACUUUUUGUCAGCCCUGUCUGAAAAUGAUCUGACUCGAUUUUGUUGAAAAUCGGACCAACAGUUGAGGAGGAGUUAGAAAAGGUAGGAUUUUAACAUAAAUCAAAAUUGCGGACAGGGAGUUCAGAUUUCCUACUAAAAAAUUGGUAUGUCUAUUGUCGGCACAACCCAAGGAAUAUUUUGAGAUCAGUUAUUUCAUUACAAUUACAAAUUCAUUCAUUACAAAGAGUUCAUUACAAUAGCCUAAUGCAAUUAAAAGUUAUUAGUAAUUUUGGAAAUUUCAUAAUUUAAGGUUAAUGAAUGGUUUAUUACUCUUGGCCAAUAGGUGGCACUGUUACCAAAUUGAUAUGGCAUGGUCAGUGUGAGAUGAAAAUGACAGUUUGCUGCAAAUAUGUCAAAGCUUUGGUGAGAUACAGCCUCAAAUGCAUUUUGGCUCCCUUCCAGCAAAUUUGUUGAUGCGCUAAAUGAGAACCAUUUCGUAUAUCAACACGAAAUUCAUAACUUUUGGCCAGUGGGGUCUGAAGAUGAUCCAUGUCAAAUUUGGUGAAAAUCAGACUAAUGGUCUAGGAGGAGUUUGAAAAAUGUGAUUUUCAACUUUAUUCAAAAUGGCGGACAGCAAGUAUGGCCAAUGUUCUCGGCAUGACAAAAAGAAUAUAGACCAUUUUCAUUUCAAUUCAUUUCACUUUUGAAAAAAGGUUAUUAGCAUUUUUUUGAUAUUUCAUUAUAACUCUUGAUUACACGGUGGUGCUGCCACCAAACUUUUUGAGUACCUUCAGGGCAUGGAACCAAAUAUUUUUGUAAUUAUUUUCAUAACGAUAUGAUAAAGCGUUAAAAAAAUACAGCAUUUUAAAACAUAAUUCAAAAUGGCUGACACGGGAAAUCCGGACAUCAUUCCACUCGACAUGACUCACUUAAUCUAAAGAGACCAGUUGUGUGAUUUUUGGAUAACCAUUCAGAAGUUAUAAGCAAAAAUAUGAAUUUUUCAUAUCUCCUGACCACUAGGUGGGGCUUCAUCGAAACACUGCAUGUAGUCUUAGGUCAUGUUUAUUAUAACACACACCAAGAUUGGUCUCAAUAUGCCAAACCGUUGCCGAGAUAUAGCCUCACAUGCACUUUUGCGUGCUUUUCAUCAAAUUUUUUCACAUGUCAUUAGAAAACGGUUGGACAAAUCGUUAAAAUCGGACUAACCGUCUAGGACAAGUUCAUUGUUCGUUCGUUGAAAAAGUAGGUUAUUCGAAACAUUAAAAAUAGCGAAAAACGAAAGAAAUUUGGGGAUUAAUUCGACUUGGGAUGAGCCAAGGAUUCAGGAAAUUUUCAUUGUUUACGGUUCAAAAGUUAUUAGGAUAGAAAUAUUGAAACUUUGGACAAGCGGUGGUGCUAGAGAGUUGGAGUUAGAGACUUCAAAUUUGCUAUAGUUAAUGUUUGGACUGUCCUCUAUCAGUGUGCCAAAUUAUACUACUUUCCCGCAAGUGGUUCUAUGGGCUGCCAUAGACUUGCGGCGGAAGAAAAAAAUCAUGUUAAUGGAUACAAUAGGUGUCUUGCACCUUCGGUGCAUGCCCCUAAUGAUCUGAAUAAAUGGUGGUUGAAAUGACAAUGCUGCGUGAACUCAACCAAUCAGGAUGUUUAGUGCCCAAGUCCCGCCCCCGAAAGUUCCGGAACAUUGAAAAAAUAAGUUAGAAAGUAAGAAAAGUAAGUAAGUUCCUGGUUCCUGCGGUGGAAACACACAGAGAACAAGGCCAGGUCUCUAGUUCCUGGGUAAAGUUCCUGCGGUAGAAACUCGACUUUCAAGUCUCUUCAUGACAUUAAUACUGCAGCAGAACUUCUGUCACUGAAAUAACAGUCAGAAUAAAUGUGUCAUAAAUCCUCAUGUAGACAGUGUGAUCAGUGUGUGUGUAUAUGUGAGUGAAAGAGAGAGUGUGUGUGUGUGUGUGUGUGUGAGAGAUAGUGGGAGUGUGUGUGUGUUUAUCUACAUUUAUGUUUUUAUUGUAGUGUCACAUCAAUAAUUUGUAUUAUUUCUAUCAAAAUGUUCUUUCAGUUGAAAAGUUCUUCAUGAAUCAUGUUUGUGAAAAGUACAUGUCAUUUAUUGUUCUCUAUUGUAUUUGUGCAUACAUAAUAAAACAUGAUGAGAAACUUGAGAUCAGAUCUGAAUUUAUGUUUGUAUCUUGAAUAUAAUCGAUUCCUCACAAGACUGACCUGAGCUUCAGAAAAGUUUCUGAUAUAAAUAAAUAAAACAUUAAUCAUAGCAUUUAAAAAAAUAUAUUCUAACUAAACUUUGUGAUAAAACAUGUAUACAUCCAAAACGGCCUUUCUACCAUC
Molecule: messenger RNA, 9115 nt
Organism: Carassius gibelio (silver crucian carp)
Lineage: Eukaryota; Metazoa; Chordata; Actinopteri; Cypriniformes; Cyprinidae
Product: protein NLRC3
Exons: 12
Coding region: 1091-4594 (1167 amino acids)
Molecular function (GO): protein binding
Source: RefSeq, a predicted model, not a curated record